Molecule: messenger RNA, 1151 nt
Organism: Oncorhynchus gorbuscha (pink salmon)
Lineage: Eukaryota; Metazoa; Chordata; Actinopteri; Salmoniformes; Salmonidae
Product: mitochondrial pyruvate carrier 1-like
Exons: 5
Coding region: 130-456 (108 amino acids)
Biological process (GO): pyruvate import into mitochondria
Cellular component (GO): mitochondrial inner membrane
Source: RefSeq, a predicted model, not a curated record
CUGUGUCGUAAAGAUAAUGUUUUGGUGAAGCUCUGUGACCACUGGUGUCCUCUACACUUAACUGCAUUAACCCAGUUUAUACAUUCCCAUAGUUAUAAUUUCCUCUGCGAACCACCACAAUCCGAAGUCAUGGCAGGUACUUUGGCACGUAAAGCUGUUGACCACCUUAAAAGCAAGGAGUUCAGAGACUAUUUGAUGAGCACACACUUCUGGGGACCUGUGGCCAACUGGGGUCUGCCCAUUGCUGCCAUCAGUGACAUGAAGAAAAGCCCUGAGAUUAUCAGUGGCAGAAUGACCUUUGCUUUGACCUGCUAUUCCCUCCUGUUUAUGAGGUUUGCAUACAAAGUUCAGCCAAGGAAUUGGCUCCUCUUUGGUUGCCAUCUAACCAAUGAGACUGCCCAGCUCAUUCAAGGAUCACGACUUAUCAAAUACAACAUGGAGAAGAAGUCUUCUUAGUGAUGGACAAAUGCUAAAUAUAUAGUUUCAUUAGGAAAUCGGCAUGGUUUGACCCUAUGGUUUUUGACCAUGUUUAUCUCAUUGCAUACCUAUGUAAAACUCUUAACUUAAAAAAAACGUUAAUUUAGAUUAAACUGCUGUUGACGAUCACCAUGCCUGUUUCUUCCGGUAUAUAAGGUCAAUGAAUAGAUUUGUUUUGCAUAAUGUUUUUUACGCACAAACAAAUUAAAUGGAAUGGAAUCUAGUGAGGCCCUGUUACCGAUGGGAUUAUUUUAAAGAGAGGGUCUAUUACACAAAUAUUUACUGUUAUGUCCUCAUUUUAAUAACUGUGUUAGCAAUACGGGGGCGGCAGGGUAGCCUAGUGGUUAGAGCGUGCAACCGGAAGGUUGCAAGUUCGAAUCCCCGAGCUGACAAGGUACAAAUCUGUCGUUCUGCCCCGAACAGGCAGUUAACCCACUGUUCCUAGGCCGUCAUUGAAAAUAAGAAUUUGUUCUUAACUGACUUGCCUAGUAAAAUAAAAAAUACCAAUAACACAAUCUUUAUCAGAAUGUACAGGCAAUAAAAGUUGUACUCUGGUGUGUUGCCAUGGAAACAUUAUUCCUGAAUAUAAUGAAUAAACCCUUAUCUAUGUACCAUGAAUUAAACUUCCUCUUACACUGACCAUAAUUUAUAAUAAACUGUCUGAUACCCAUGAA